Coregonus clupeaformis (lake whitefish) is the source of this 2510-nucleotide messenger RNA. RefSeq names its product ATP-dependent (S)-NAD(P)H-hydrate dehydratase. The coding region runs from base 480 to 2402 and encodes 640 amino acids. NCBI's taxonomy places the organism in Eukaryota, Metazoa, Chordata, Actinopteri, Salmoniformes, Salmonidae. Gene Ontology annotation, biological process: metabolite repair. Gene Ontology annotation, molecular function: ATP-dependent NAD(P)H-hydrate dehydratase activity. The record is from RefSeq and is a predicted model, not a curated record. The transcript has 11 exons.
CAACAAAUACUGUACUUUAACAUGAAAUCCCUGUCACUGUAAUUUUAUAAAUCACAAUAAUCCUUGAAAUAAUUCAGUUUCUUUAGGACCCAGCAGAGCUACUCAGAAUCAAUCCCUGUGAUGUAGUACACAUUCUGCCCCUGACGUUUGUGCUGUGGUGUACUCAUGAGUGUACUGGUGGGGAUCUAUAAUCAAUCAGCUUUGUAGACUGUGGGACACACUGAUCUCCAUUAUAUUAAAGUGCAUUGUCUGAAACUCAACAUCAGGCUGCUAAAUGUGCGCCUUCCAUGUCCAGGUAAAUUGUUACCUGGUAUCAAUCUCAGUCUGAAUGUCGAGCUUCGAGGUUUGAUGCAGGCUGUUGCUAGCUAGCUAACGUUAGUCUAUUUCACUAGCCGACUUGCUAGCUAACUUUUUUUGGUUUUCUAACUUCUGCAUGCUUUAAAAUAUCAAUCGCGCAUCAGUUGAACUCGCACCUAAUUAUGCUCGCCAUUUCAACACGGGGCUUUCUGUGGUCGGAUGUCGAGACCAGAACCUUGCUUAACAUCUGGGGCGAGCAGGACAUCCAGACAGCGUUGGAUGGAAACUUCCGAAACAGUCAUGUCUACCGCGACGUCGCCCGAAGGUUGGGAGAGAUGGGGUUCGAAAGAACCCCGGAGCAGUGUAGGGUGCGAAUCAAAAGCCUGAAAAGGCAGUUCCUCCUGGCCAAGGAGGGCAACCUGAGGAACAAUGGACAAUACCACAAGAUCUGCAAAUUCUAUGAUGCCAUGGAGAGGAUACUGAGCAGCCGUCCCCAGAUUGACCCCCAGGAGCUGCUAGACAGCGGGGCUGUGGGGGAUGAGACCAUGGACGGGACAGAGGAGGAAGAGGACACAGACCCUCCACAGGACCCAUACCUGGAGAGCACAGGGGAAUGCUCCUACCCAGAGACCCAAGUGAAGCUGGAAUACCCUCCCAUCACUAUCCCUGUGACAGUGGGGAACGGCAUCACAGUCAGACAGACCAGCAACAGCCAGUCAGCUAGUGGGCCGUCCUCCAGCCGACCCAAGCGGCCCAAGAAGCGGCAUGCCGACCUGCCCCUGGACAGUCUGAUGGAGCGGUUCCUGGAGCAGAGUGCCGAGGCCGAGCAGAGCUUCUACCAGAUGGAGGAGCAGCGUCUGCAGGUCGAGGACCGCCGGCGAGAGGCUGAACACGCCCGCGAGCUCCACAUGCUCCAGGUGUUGGGACAGAUGUUCUCCAGCAUCGCCACCAGAAACCCUGUCGCCACAGCUACCGCAACCACAGCAAUGCCGCCUGCUCGGAAUACCAUGGAGUCCACCAUGCAGCCCGGUGUGCCGAUGUCCGCCUCCAGCCAUAUGACGCGUGGCCGGUCGUGUCACCUCCGGGUCCACUCGCCCCAAUCCCAGGCUGAGUGGCCCAGCUACCACCGUCAGCCACAGUCCAAUGCAGGUUCUCAGUCUUUAGUCAUCGAGCGCUCCUUCUCCCUUGGGACAGCCGCACGCACAGGCAUGGAUGAUAUCCUUCCACUGGUGAAAAAUAUAGUCCCUCCACUGACGUCUAAAAAGCAUAAAGGCCAAGACGGGCGGAUUGGGAUUAUUGGGGGAUGUCAAGAGUAUACAGGAGCUCCGUACUUUGCUGCUAUCUCUGCAUUGAAAGUGGGGGCCGACCUGUCACACGUAUUCUGUACUAAAGACGCAGCGACAGUGAUCAAAUCCUACAGUCCGGAGCUCAUAGUUCAUCCUGUGCUGGACAGCCCCAAUGCAGUGGAGGAGAUAGAGAAAUGGCUCCCCAGACUCCAUAGCCUGGUGGUGGGACCAGGGCUAGGCAGAGAUGUCAUGCUGCUGAAAAACGCCAAGGAAGUAAUUGAGAAGUCCAAAGCAAGAGAUAUCCCUAUAGUUAUUGAUGCAGACGGGCUGUGGCUGGUUGCUCAGCAGCCAUCAGUCAUCCAAGGGUACCAGAAGGGCAUCCUGACUCCCAACUACAUGGAGUUCACCCGGUUGUAUGAGGCUAUGCACCAUGAGCCUCUGGAUAGCAGUGACCAUCAGAGGAGUGCCAUGGAGCUCAGUGUUGCCAUGGGAAACCUGACCGUGAUUCUCAAGGGGGAGGAAGACCUCAUCACCGACGGUAACAAGGUGAUCUUGUGCAGACAGGAGGGCAGCGGGCGGCGGUGUGGGGGGCAAGGAGACCUCCUAUCUGGCUCUCUGGGAGUGCUGGCACACUGGGCAUAUGCCUCCUCAGCAGACAUGACCAAAAGUGUGAACCCGUCAGUGGUGGCAGCGUUUGGGGCCUGUUGUCUGACCAGACAGUGUAACAGACAGGCCUUCCACAAACAUGGCCGAGCCACCACCACCACAGACAUGAUCCAGGAGAUCAGCUCUGCCUUCAAAAAACUAUUUGAGAGCUGAGAACAGUCUAUAGGAGCAGAGUCCAAGAUACACUCACAUACAUAUGUACUGUACAUACAAACACUCACAUACACUAUAUAUACAAAAGUAUGUGGACACCCCUUCAAA